This is a messenger RNA of Schistosoma guineensis, 285 nucleotides long. Lineage: Eukaryota; Metazoa; Platyhelminthes; Trematoda; Strigeidida; Schistosomatidae. The record is from the annotation of a GenBank genome assembly.
AUGUUUACGAUCACUGAGUAUUUUCAAACAAGAUGGCAGUUUAAUCCAAGAACACUACACUAUAUAAAUGAUAAUCGAUCAAAAUCUUUAUGGAUUACUAAUUUUGAAGGUGUCACCUCCUUAUUUGGUUAUGCAUCAAUUUACUUCUUCAAUUUGAGUUCAUCACUUAUAGUUCGAUCUUAUUUGUCAACAGACACCAAUAAUGACAGUAAUAAUGGAAUUACAUUUAAUCUGUGCUUUCAUGAUCCUAUGCUCAAUAAGUUGUUUCCACUCACUAGGUGGUAG